AUGCACAAAACAACUACACUGAUAUCAACAAAGCCUCGUACAGAAGUUGAAGCCAAAAGUGAUGUUACCGUAGAGAAAUGGCCAGAAAGUUCAUUGAACCCUACUGAUGUUACGCAAGACAAAAGUGACGUGACUGAAGCUCUUGUUGAAGAAAUUACAGUUAAAAAUGAAGAAAUCAAUAAAGACAAAACAGAGCCUACUAAAGAGAUUCCAUCCAUCACAGACACGCCCGUCAAACCAAAAAGGAAUAAAGAAAAUAUCAAUUUAUCAAAUGUUGAUAAUCCUAUAAUAGAUGGCGCUGUUAAGCCGAGUGCUCGUAAAAAUAAAAAUAAAGAGAAGAAACACACAGAGAAAUCAGAUGACAUUGUAAUAGAUAUUAAAUCUGAUAUAGACCUACCAAAUCCUGAAACUGAAAUUCCAAAACAAAAAAGUCCGGAUGAAGAACCAGAAUUUGAAGUUAAGCGUAGUAAAAAGAAUAAAAAGAAAAAACGUAGACACGAUUCUGAAAGGUCUGAUAAACCUGAGGAAGUGGUAUCAUGUACAGCUGCCUUCGAAGAUUUAAUUGAGAAAAAAACUGAUAACCAAAAUAUAAAAGAAGAAAAAAUGGAUCAAGAAACUAGCAAAGAACAACCUACCGAGUGUGCUGUGGAUUCAGAGGUAAUUUUGUCAACAGAAAAUCAAAACGAUAUUAUGACGUUACAAGAAAAUGGUAAUUUAACAAACAAAAAGAAAAAGAAAGGAAAAAAGCAAGUUCCACAGCUUAAGGAUGAUACUCAAAAAGAAAGCAAUGAGCAUACUUCUAUUCAAAUUAAUGACGAUAUUAAAACUGAUAGUUCAAAUGCCGCUGCUGCUCAACAGAUUUCUGAAGACAAACCAAUUGAUAAGGAAGAUGCUGUUGCAAUUUCUGUUCUUAAAAGUGAUACUGAAGAAAUAAAACCAAAGGCAAAAAUCGCGAAACCAGUACAGAAAAAACCAGUUCAGAGUUCAGAUUUAAAAAAUGUAGAAACAAAAAGUACAGAAAUUUUAGAACCUUCAAGAACUGAGAGCAAUCUGUCGCAUACAGAUGAAAAAAUAAAGGAAAGUUUCACGCCAACGAAUGAAUCGAAUUUGACACCAAUCGAGUCCGAUAUUAUCGGUCAAUGUGAAAAUGUCAAAGAUUUAGAAGAAAAUACUUCAAAUAUUGAACUCCUUGAUGGCGCAACAGAAGAAAAAUUAAAAGACAAAUGUCAGAAAUUUCCAAUCGAAACUGACAAACUUGAAAUAAAAUUAGAAUCUAAUGUCGGGCUCAACAUCGAAGUACAAGAUACUAAUGAGAAUAUUAAACAGGACGGCAAACCAAACUUACUCGAAGAAAUGCCCAGGAAAGAUAAAUCAAAAGCAAAACGUCAAGUCAAAUGUUCGGAAACCGACGACUAUGACACAGGUACGUCGGAUGAAUCUCAUUAUAAUAUUUCCGAUAAUGUUUUUGGACCGCGCUCUGUCAGUCAGCAGCUGUUAGACGACAACAUACAAGAAGUUACUUCCAGGCAUUCAAAGUCGUCUAAUAUUCCAGUACCUUCCACUAUAGUACAAGAUUCUCGCGAAACACCGACACGUACACCAACUAAGACUCCUGCCUGCGCAACAGAUACCACCCACCAAGAAAAGACUGAUUUGAAAUCCAAAAUGAUGGAAGUCAAUAAAGAUUUGGAACAAAUAAGGAUGUCAUUGGAGAAAUCUCUAGCAGAGCUAACAGCAAUGAAAGAGAAGGAAGAAAAAAUAGCAAGAAAUGAGUGUGAUGUAGAUACGUCCAAAAAUAAUAAACCAGAAAAAUCAACCAAAGGAAUUAAUGCACCGAUUCCUUCAAAAAAUAUCAAAUCGGUUCAGUUAAAGACUGAAAAUGAUUCUUAUAUCGACCAUUCUGAUAGUACAACUCCUCCUAUUUCCCCACGGAGGAGAGACCAGAAGUGUAGAGCGAAAAAGAAAAGACGAGAACAAGAAAAUGUAUCGCAGACUAUGAGUGUUACUUCGGAAUCAAGAAACACUUCUACAAAUGAAAGUAAAUGUAAAGAAAAGGGAAAUAGUUCAGAUGAGAGAAGUCAACAGCAAUCUUCUUGCGACAAAGAACGUAACAAGACGAUGUCAUCAGAGGUGCAGUUCGAGGCAAUAGAAAAUUUUGAGGACGCGCUAACAUCGAGUGUUGAUGACGUGGAGAUUAACAAAACAUUUGAAAUAAUCGCCAAUGAAUUAAAUGAUGAUAUCCAAAAUAAUCCUCAAAAAGAAUCAUUUAUCACUAAACCUGAAAUCAAUAUAACUCCACCUUUAGAUGAGGAAGAAAAUAAAGGGCAAUCAAAAAACAUAAAUCCCGUUUCGCAGCCAAAAAACUUAUUAGGCUGCCCCAACAUUCCUGUACCAUCGAAUAAAACUGAUUAUAAAAAGGAAAAGAACAAAACUCCUAACGAACAACAGGCUAAAGUAAAAAUAAAGGAUUUGAUCGACGCCCAACUGGACGAUGAGUCUCUAAAGAAAUCAAAACAAUGUCAAACUGAUAGCAAAAUAAAAUUCAUAAAAGAUAAAAAUGAAAUUGAAUCUUUUUCAUACAUCAACAACGGGAAUGAGGAAUAUGUUUACAAAUAUAUAUUUCGAAAGGUUUUUCUUUCAAGUGUUUGUCAUAUUUGCAGAAAAGAUUUAAAGCAAACUAGAGUGCCUUGCAAGUUUUGUAAUUUACUUUUUUAUUGUAGUCAAAAACAUAAAGACGAAGAUUGGCCGAGACACCAAUCUUUAUGCUUUGCUGUCUCCACUAUAGUGCAUUUAAAAGAUCAGAAGCACAUUUACAGCGACACACAAAAUGUAUCAGGUCAAAAUUAUCGUCUGAUUCGAAUGCAGAUGAUCCUGUCUUGUGAGAAAGUGCUAAAGAGAAAGUUGUUGCCAUGGGAACAAGAAGUUCUCUUAUAUCCGAGGAUGUGCGCUGAUGUUACAUGCAGAGAGUGGAGACAGACAAAGUUAAUGGAUUGCGAUGGAUGCGGACAGGUAUCAUACUGUAUUGAGAAUCCGGAGCAUUUACCACCAACUCAUCAGCGCUGGUGCAAGCCAUAUGCCUUGUACCAGAAGCUGGUCCUCCACCAGCAGGAGCACGGCAGACUGGAGCCACGGCUGCCGGGUAAAGUGUUGGUCGACUAUUACAAUGUACCGGAUAAGAUGAACGAAGUUUUAGCAUCGAUGUAUGAAGAAAAAAUCGAUAUGUCGGACGUGCAAUACGCGGCGCUGACGCAGCUGGCCAGCGCGCCACUCACCGUCGCUUUCUGCCACCAGCUUCACCGACACGUCAUUACCGGCAACACCGUCAAUGCCGUCAACGGACAUAAGAGACCGACGUUCACCAUACAUGUGAUCGGGGCUGAGCUGCAGCUAGAAGCUGACAGUCUGGGCAAGUGGGAGGUGUUCCUGCUGCAUCUAAAGCCAGGACUAAAGGAGCUGCGCAUCGCUCUUGUAGGACACGACCUUAAUGCCGCUAAUCUACCAUUGGACUUACUUGGCAAGAUUAGGCCCUGUGAGAACUGCCGCGUGAACAAGAGACGAGUUACAUUCAGUUUCCAGGACAAGAAAUAUCAUGAAUAUUGGGCGAGUGAUGAUUUUACAAUACCUGAUAUUGUAUGUGCUUUCAAUCCGAAUAUACAUCGUUCAUCUUUGUACAACGGCGUAGAAGUGUGGUCUUCAACGAUGAACUGCAUUUUUAAACAAAAGAUACCCUUCCUCAUUACUUCUAGCACGAUGAGAGAACUAAAGAAUGAUCUAGAAACGAUCAAGAAGAAUACAGAAGUUGACUAUAAAGUUAUAUCAGAGGUUAAAUUGAAUCCAUUUGCGAGCGUGCGACCUGAUAGAAAUUUUGUAACCGACGAUGAUACCCCUCUUUUGUUCAAAAAUUAUUGUUUUUCCCUUUUAUGUGGUGCGUAAAUUUUUUUUUUACAUAUAGAAGUGGGUUGAUUAGUUUUUAA
Messenger RNA from Papilio xuthus (Asian swallowtail), 3974 nucleotides. RefSeq names its product intracellular protein transport protein USO1. Lineage: Eukaryota; Metazoa; Arthropoda; Insecta; Lepidoptera; Papilionidae. Bases 1 to 3933 code for a protein of 1310 amino acids. The record is from RefSeq and is a predicted model, not a curated record. The transcript has 9 exons.